UAAAUGGCUCCGCAACCGCUGCGAGUCUUCAUUUAUUGCCCCACGUCACGGGAAGUUCGAUCGCGGAGGAGAAGAGCUUUGGAUCGGCAAUGGCGUCGCAGCAGGAGCGCGAGAACUUCGUGUUCGUAGCCAAGCUCGCCGAGCAAGCCGAGCGCUACGAUGAGAUGCUGGACGCUAUGAAGAAGGUGGCGAAUCUCGGCGUGGAUCUCACCGUGGAGGAGCGGAACCUGCUCUCGGUGGGGUACAAGAAUGUGGUCGGCGCCAGGAGGGCUUCCUGGAGGAUUCUCUCAUCGAUCGAGCAGAAGGAAGAGGCGAAGGGGAACGAGAGUCAUGUCAGGAACAUCAAGGAGUACCGACAGAAGGUGGAGUCGGAGCUUUUUAACAUUUGUACCGAUAUUAUUGCCCUGCUCGAUGAACACCUCAUCCCCUCUGCGUCGGCUGGCGAAUCGUCUGUCUUCUACCACAAGAUGAAGGCAGAUUAUUAUCGUUACCUGGCAGAAUUCAAAGCUGCCGACGAUAAAAAGGAAGCGGCAGAGCAGUCUUUCAAGGCGUAUGAGGCUGCUACGAAAGUAGCUGAGGCAGAUCUUACUCCUACUCAUCCGAUUCGAUUGGGAUUGGCUUUAAAUUUCUCCGUUUUCUAUUAUGAGAUCAUGAAUUCACCUGAACGAGCUUGUCAUCUUGCAAAACAAGCUUUUGAUGAGGCUAUUUCUGAACUUGACACACUGAGUGAAGAAUCAUACAAAGAUAGUACCUUGAUCAUGCAAUUAUUAAGAGAUAAUCUUACCUUAUGGACUUCUGACAUCCCCGAAGAUGGAGUGACUGAAGAUGGUGUGAAGGAGAACAGCGGGAAGACUGCUGCAGUUGAAGAUGCAGAGUGAAGGCUAAGCGGUACUUGAACAAACAUGACGUGAGGAUGUCCCAAGACCAUCAUUAUCAUUUGUUGCUAAUGGUUUUAGUUUUUUUUUUUCUGUCAUUAUUUAGGGAAUUUAUGUCAACUCGGAAGUUAAAGCCUGCCAUUACUUGAACGCCUGAUGCCAGUGGUUUUAUUUGUUUAUUUUUUAAAUUGUCAGUUAUUGUUUCGUGUUCUCUCUCUCUCUCUCUCUCUCUUUUUUUUUUUUUUUUUUUUUGUAAUAAUGUGUCAAGUAAUGCAAGUGAGAAUGCAUUGGAAGCCCUUU
This is a messenger RNA of Zingiber officinale, 1175 nucleotides long. Its product is annotated as 14-3-3 protein 9-like. Lineage: Eukaryota; Viridiplantae; Streptophyta; Magnoliopsida; Zingiberales; Zingiberaceae. Bases 90 to 878 code for a protein of 262 amino acids. Gene Ontology annotation, biological process: signal transduction. Gene Ontology annotation, cellular component: cytoplasm. The record is from RefSeq and is a predicted model, not a curated record. The transcript has 7 exons.